This is a messenger RNA of Diaporthe citri, 1428 nucleotides long. RefSeq lists its product as uncharacterized. The record is from RefSeq and is a predicted model, not a curated record. Gene Ontology annotation, molecular function: oxidoreductase activity; FAD binding. NCBI's taxonomy places the organism in Eukaryota, Fungi, Ascomycota, Sordariomycetes, Diaporthales, Diaporthaceae. The transcript has 9 exons. Bases 1 to 1428 code for a protein of 475 amino acids.
AUGGCUAUAGCAGCAUUGGUCGGUAUGACCAAGGGCAUUGGGGUGAAUCAGACCUGCCUCGACAUUAGAGGCAACGUCUCCAGCUCCAGCGCUGUUAUCACGAGCCCACUGGAUGCGAGGUAUGCCAUCGGCAUUGACCACUGGUUCGCAUCGUCAAGCCAAAAGCCAGCGUGUGUCUUCGAGCCCGGUACUCCAGAGGAUGUGUCAAUCGCAAUCAGUAUCAUAGCACAGUCACAUACGCCUUUUGCCCUCAAGAGCGGAGGCCAUGCCUCAAACCCCGGUCAUUCGAGCACAACCGGCGUGCACAUCUCUUUCGCGCGCAUGAAGCAGGUCAAUUUAUCCGGGGACAAGUCAACUGUCGAACUCGGGAUGGGACUGACCUGGGCGGAUGCAUACAAAGAGCUCUCUAAGGAUGGCGUCAACGUCGUCGGCGGCAGGGUGUCCGGGCCGGGCGUCGGCGGCUUGACACUGGGCGGAGGGUUUUCCUGGAAAACAAAUCAGUUCGGACUGACCUGUGAUACUGUGAGGAUGUACAAUGUUGUGCUACCGAACGGCACAAUCACCACAGCGUCUGCCAGAACCAACACCGAUCUCUUUUUUGCUCUGAAGGGCGGCCUGAAUCGUUUCGGUAUUGUCACCUCUAUAGUCUAUGAAACACACCCACAACCACCCCAGAUCUGGGGCGGCCAAAGAGUCUAUACCGGCGACAAGGCAGACGCGCUUCUAAACGCCACCGAGGUGUUCACCCGCACAAUCACCGACCCCAAGGCCCAGGUCAUCCUGACCCUGGAGGGACUGCCCGCACUCUCGCUCACACCUGUGAUCCUCAUGUUCUACGACGGCCCGGACCCGGGAGACAACUUCGCAAUGUUCGACGGAAUCAUACCCGUCAGCAGCGGCACGUUCGAGCAGCCGUUCACCAACUUCGUGGCCGCGCAGGCGACGCAGCUCAUACAGAACAACCGGGGCACCUCGCACACGGUCUCGGUCUCGGCCGUCACACUGCCGCUGCUGGAUGCUGUCAAGACUGAGGUUCAGAGACUCACGGCCCAGAUGCCCUUACACAGCGGCUCGCUGGUGAGCGGGGGUGUUGACCCAUUCCAAGGCUACGGCCAGUAUGCCACGGAUAGUGCAUACCCUCACGCGGACUCACCCCUCCCGGUCAGCCUGUACUGCGCCUGGGGUUUAACCAUCGACGACGAGUUCUGGAUUAACUCGGUCAAAUUGUCCAUUGCCAACAUCAAGCAGGUCGCCAUAAAGGAGGGGAUCUUCAAGGAAAGCUUUACUGCAUAUCCAAACUACGCGAUAGGGGACACGACUGCCGAGGAGCUCUACGGGACGACGAACGCGGCGAGGCUCAGGGCUAUCAAGGCCUCUGUUGAUCCGGAUGAAGUGAUGGAAUUGGCUGGUGGCUUCUCUCUACGAUGA